CCCUUUGCGGAAGCGGAACUUACCGUGAAAGUUCACCCUGCUUGGAAAAGAACCCAAGUGACAAGCGGUCCAGCUCGUGAAGACGAGAAAUAACAGAACAACAGCGAUGUCUUUGACAUUUGAUGGAAGAGUUGUGCUCGUCACCGGUGCCGGGGGAGGUCUUGGGAAGGAAUAUGCACUGGCCUUUGCUGAAAGAGGAGCAUCUGUUGUAGUGAAUGACCUUGGGGCAGACAGUAAAGGGGGUGGAAAGAGUUCUGCGGCUGCCGAUAAGGUUGUGGACGAGAUAAAAGCCAAGGGAGGAAAAGCAGUGGCCAACUAUGACUCCGUGGAAGACGGAGAGAAGCUCGUUCAAGCGGCGCUGGAUGCGUUUGGAAGAAUAGAUAUUGUCGUAAACAAUGCCGGGAUCCUUCGUGACCGCUCAUUUAUCAGGACAAGCGAUUUGGAUUGGGACCUCAUUCACAGAGUUCACCUGCGAGGCUCCUUUUUGGUGACCCGCGCCGCCUGGAAUCACAUGAAAAAACAAAAGUUUGGCAGGAUCAUCAUGACGGCUUCAGCCGCGGGCAUCUACGGCAACUUCGGCCAAGCCAACUACAGCGCAGCCAAGCUGGGCCUGCUGGGCCUGUCCAACACGCUGGCAAUCGAGGGACGCAAAUACAACAUCCACUGCAACACCAUCGCUCCCGUUGCCGGCUCACGCCUCACCGAGACCGUCAUGCCUCCAGAUCUGGUGGCGGCACUGAAGCCAGAGUACGUCGCUCCCAUGGUGCUGUGGCUCUGUCAUGAACAAUGCCAAGAAAACGGAGGACUCUUCGAGGUCGGCGCUGGCUGGAUUGGCAAAUUGCGCUGGGAGCGAACUAAGGGCGGCAUCACUAGACAGAGGAACCAGCCCAUGACUCCCGAAGCUGUCAGGGACCAGUGGGACAAAGUUUGUGAUUUUACAGACGCAACCAAGCCCACUACAGUACAAGAAUCUCUUCAGUCCAUUGUGAGCGUACUGUCCAAGGUGGAGUCGGGGCAGAACGUUGACGCCGGCCCAACUUCUGCUCCUGCUGCAUCCUCCACCUCUGGCAUCAACCCUACUGCAGCAGUCGGACAAAAACUUCCCCCGACAACGUUCGGCUUCUCGCACACACAGUGCAUCCUGUACGCGCUCGGUGUGGGCAUGUCCACCAAGGACCCCGACCACCUCAGGUUCCUGUACGAAGGCCAUCCAGACUUUGGUUGCCUCCCCACCUUCGGGGUCAUUCCCUCCCAGGCGGCCAUGAUGGAGGGCGGCCUGAGCUCGUUGCCUGGACUCAAAAUCGAUUUGACACAGGUGUUACAUGGCGAGCAGUACCUAGAGCUCUACAAAUCUCUUCCCACCUCUGGACAACUGACCUCGGAGGCCACCAUCGCAGACAUUUUGGACAAAGGCUCCGGGGCUGUUAUCCUCCUUGAUGUGAACACGUACGGCGGCGACGAGCUGCUCUGCUUCAACCAGUUUUCUGUGUUUGUGGUUGGCGCCGGAGGGUUCGGAGGAAAAAGAACAUCGGAGAAAGCCAAACCUCUUGUGCCGCCACCUCAGCGAGCUCCAGACGUAGUGCUGGUUGAUUCUACCACUAACGACCAGGCAGCCUUGUACCGUCUGAGUGGUGACUGGAACCCCCUCCACAUUGAUCCCAGCUUCGCUGCCAUGGGAGGCUUCCAGGCACCCAUCCUGCACGGCUUGUGCUCGUUUGGCUUUGCGGCGAGACACGUCCUCAAGCAAUUUGCCGGCAAUGACCCCGGCAGAUUUAAGGCCAUCAAGGUCCGCUUUGUGAAGCCAGUGAUGCCGGGUCAGUCUCUGCAGACGGAGAUGUGGAAGGAAGGCAGCAGAGUUCACAUUCGGUGUAAAGUAAAGGAGACUGGAGCCGUGGUGCUAUCAGGCGCUUACGUUGAUUUACACGAAACGGCCGAGACAUCUCAAUGUCUUCCACAGGCGGAGGGAGACCUUCAGAGCGAGCUGGUGUUUGCAGAGAUCGGCCGCCGCAUCCAAGAGUCGGGCGGCGAGCUGGUCAAGAAGGUCAACGCCGUCUUCGGCUGGGAGAUCACAAAAGACGGCAAGAAUGUGGCUGAGUGGACCAUCGAUCUGAAGAACGGGAGCGGCGCGCUGCAUCGCGGCGCCUACGGCGGGAAGACGGACGUGACUUUCACGGCAUCAGAUGACGAUUUCAUGGAGGUGGUGCAAGGCAAACUCAACCCUCAGAAGGCCUUCUUCUCAGGGAAGCUCAAGAUUCGAGGGAACGUCAUGCUAGGCCAGAAGCUGGAGGUCAUCCUGAAGCAUCAUGCCAGGCUGUGAGCGCCUCCCACAACAGCCAACCCACUCACUGGAAGGGGGUGUUUCAUUUAUCUAGCUAAUAAAAUCCAUACACAGCCCGCACGAGCAUUUGUUUUAACCAGCCAUGAAAUUCUAAAUCCAAAAGUUCAAUGCAACUAUUAUAAAAAUGCUCAUGUAAUAAUAUGUUCAUAAAUUAAUAUAGUCCUCUGAGGACUUUAUAAAAAGGUUUCCCACCCCUGAUGUAAACUUAAUAGUUGCCUGGAUAGGAUAAGCCUGUUAGCAUCUUCACAGGACAUCCAUCACAAUUAAUUCAGAAAAUGAGUGUAAUUGAACUAGUUACUCACCUUGAACGGAUCCAUCCCGUUGUCAUUUUCUGACCUUGAUGUGCCAAUAAAAUCUUACUUAUUGAUCUCCAAGCUCACUUCAAUCAUGUUUUUCUUCCUCUGGAAUCACACUUAACACUGGCAGAAAUGAAUUCGUGGAAGUGAUCCUGACAGCCAUUUAAUGAAUUGUACAGAAAUGUUUCUCUUCUAAUCAAUGCAAAUAUGUGGAAAUUUAAUAUAAUUUUUUGCUCUCCUAAUAAAAUAAAAACUUGGAAUCUCA
Phyllopteryx taeniolatus (common seadragon) is the source of this 2899-nucleotide messenger RNA. RefSeq names its product hydroxysteroid (17-beta) dehydrogenase 4 (gene hsd17b4). Lineage: Eukaryota; Metazoa; Chordata; Actinopteri; Syngnathiformes; Syngnathidae. The record is from RefSeq and is a predicted model, not a curated record. Gene Ontology annotation, molecular function: oxidoreductase activity. The transcript is spliced from 25 exons. Bases 107 to 2317 code for a protein of 736 amino acids.